Pectinophora gossypiella (pink bollworm) is the source of this 2546-nucleotide messenger RNA. It is a transcript of the gene Tert, whose product is annotated as telomerase reverse transcriptase-like. Gene Ontology annotation, molecular function: telomerase RNA binding; telomeric repeat DNA binding. Gene Ontology annotation, biological process: telomere maintenance via telomerase. Lineage: Eukaryota; Metazoa; Arthropoda; Insecta; Lepidoptera; Gelechiidae. The record is from RefSeq and is a predicted model, not a curated record. The transcript has a single exon. Gene Ontology annotation, cellular component: telomerase catalytic core complex. The coding region runs from base 390 to 2519 and encodes 709 amino acids.
GUUUUUCUGAUAAGAACUGUCAUCGAAUGAGUUGCAUUUGCGUAACAUGAAAAGGAACGUGUUGUGCGUUCCAUUUUUCGUUGUACAAAGUUUUUUAUAACGCACUUAUAUUUGGAUCAGACACAAAUCAGCAGUAUUUAAGUGUAACUCUACCUGCAUUUGCAGUUUAUUGUAACAUUUAAUAUACCUAGAAAAUAACUUUAAAUCAAAUGUCGUAUUAUUUUCGGUCCAAAUAAAUAUACUUCUUAAUAAAAUCAUACCAAAACGCAAAAAAAUACCGUUGAAUCCCGCGCUUUGCUAGCCACAGCAUGUUCCAACAAGUUCAGGUAACUUCAAAAACAAACAAGCAAGAGAAUGGGUGCAAAGUAAGUCAGUUAUUUUGUUAAAAUAUGGAUUCUCCCAUAUGUUUGUCACAAUAUUUUGUUAAUAAACAAAACACGCGGUCUUAUAAAAAUAUAUUUCCAACUAACAUUUUAAAAAGUGAAGAAAUUACGCCUUUCCUUGAACAUUUACUUGAAGAAACGUCGUUGGUAAGUGAGAUACCACAAGAUUUUUGUAAAAUUUUGUCAAAGCUAAGGAUUAAUUUACGCACUGGAGCGAAGGAAGAUUUCAGAAAUGGUUUUUCUGAAAUAAAAAGGGAUGAUACUUUAUGCCCAUUGAAUAAAACUGAUAUUUAUAAUUGUUGCUUGAAUGAGCUCUAUAAAAUUGUGCCACGGGAGAUUUUUGGCGGGAAUUAUAAUUCAAAGAUAUUCAAAAAAGUUGUGCGAAAUAUUAUCUGUAGCAUGAAGCGACAGCACAUCGUAUUUUCGAAAAUGACCGAAAAAUGGGAUUUCUCGGCACACCCAUGGAAUUCUAUCCCGAAAGAUAUAUCAAGAAAUAUUUUAAAUAAAAUUCUGCAUUGGCUGGUUAAGCACGUUCUUUCAGCUAUGAUUUGUCUAAAUUUCUAUGUAACAACAUGCAAAUUAGAUGCAGAUGAAAAUAAACUACAUUUCUUCUGGAAAAAUCAAUGGCAGAGUUUUUAUGACAAGCAAAUAUCUAACAUGGUAUUUAAGAAAGUUUUGAAAAGGUUUGAACCUUAUUGUUUGGGUAAAAAAACUAAGCGAAGUCUUAGCGUGAGCGAGAGGUUGAGAAUAAAGUCCUUUAGAAAAGAUAUUCCAAAAUUACAUUUGGUGUUAAAACCAAACAGUGACUGUCGGCCCAUAGUACGGUACAAAAGUGACCAAGGUUCUGCCGAGAAAUAUAAAUUAAAGGUAAGAUUAAACUUUCUAAAAAUAAUAACUGGGAGACCCCACGAGAAAAUUGAAUCCAAAUUCAAUUUGAUUUACCAACAAUGGAUACAACUGAAAAAACCAAAACUUUAUUUCAUUAAGACAGAUUUGAGCAAUGCUUUUGGGUCUAUAAAUAGAGAUAAACUUAUGAAGAUUUUUGCUCAAAAACAUUUACAGUAUCAGAAAACUGAGAAAAGUAUGUAUUUGAAACAAAAGAUGGCUCAGCAGUAUAAAGAAAUUGUUACAGAACUAAGGAAACCAUUGUUAGUUCGUGCUGGCAACACACUGUAUGAAUGGACUGAGGGUUUAGUUCAGGGAUAUAAGUAUUCUCCUGCUUUAUCUGAACUUUAUUAUUCCUACUUGGAUGAUCUAUAUUUUUCCCAACAUCUGACUAAAAGUGAAAAGUCAGAAGUUCGACUUUUCAUAAGAGUAGUUGAUGACUACUUGUACAUAACAAAUUCCAUAGAAGAUGCUCAAUUGUUUCUCGAGGCGCUCUCAAAUUACAGGAAUGUAAACUAUGAGAAAACUGUAGUAAACUUCGAACACGAAAAGAUAAAAGUUUGUGACGAAAUUACAUUUCUUGGAUAUAAAUAUGAAACAAAGACUUUACAAGUUAGUAGAGCUUCCAAUGUUUAUACUGGUCAGAUGUGUUAUAAGAUAGCAUUUUCCAGUGCUUUGGAAAAUCUUACAAAAUUCAUGGAAAACAGAAUUGGACAGUCGGGAAUUCAAAUCAACAGUCAUAUUUUCAAUUUCUUUUACAACUCUGAAGAAAUUAUAUGGAAACAUAUCUUUACGACUUUCUGUCUGUCGGCUAAUAAAUUUUGCACCAUUAUGGCUGUAUUAUGUGAACAGGAAGAAAUGAGGAGAUAUUUUAAUUUAUACAAAAAGAGAGUUACUGUAAAACUCAGUAACUCUAUUAUAGAAACUUUGAUCAAGAACAAGCCUGCAGAGUUCAUGUUUAUGUAUUGCAUAAAUCACUUUAGAUAUUUGUCGUUCAAAGCGCUUUACCUGUGCGCGAGAAAAACUCCGAAAUGCAGUGGGCUGGUUCCCCUAAUAAACGAUGAAAUGGCGAAAUCUAAUUGUCUAUUUGGAAAAUGGCAGGAGCAUGCUUGUAGGAUGGAGACAAAUGGCGAAAUUCGAAGAAUCGCAAUCAAACAAAUAUGUAGACGAACAGAUUUAAGAGUAAUUAUGAAAACGUUUGAUAAUCUGCCAGAAGGUUUUCAGUGCUACAAUCACAAACGAUUGAUGUAACUUUUUGUAAAUAAAAUAAAACAUUCG